This is a messenger RNA of Closterium sp. NIES-67, 2518 nucleotides long. NCBI's taxonomy places the organism in Eukaryota, Viridiplantae, Streptophyta, Zygnematophyceae, Desmidiales, Closteriaceae. The record is from the annotation of a GenBank genome assembly.
ACUCGUUCUUCCUUCCAUGUUUUCCACAUUUUGGAGUGAAUUGAAUUUUUAUCAUGAUCCCUGCUCCCUCCCACCUCGGGCGUGCUGACGCUCCGUAGCGGCCCGCAGCCAUGGCCCCUGCGCACGGCGAGCAGCCGCCCUCCGCUAUGUUCGCCAUGGGAUCGCUGGGCGGCGGAGACGGCGGAGUCAACGCGGCGCAGGGCGCGGUGGAGCUGUUCGCCUCGUACGGAAGCUACGGAGGCGGCAGCGGGGGCAGCAGCCGCGGCAGCAGGAGCUGCCGACACACCAGCAGCGGCAGCGGCAGCGGCAGCACCAGCACCACUGACGUCGAUAUUCUAUCCUCUUACAGCAGCAGCGGCGCCACCGCCACCACCAUCAGCAGUAGCAGCUGCCACGACGGCGGUUUCACCGGCUUGAAACCCGCCGACCUGCCGUCAGACCUGCCGGCCUUCUUUCCCAGCUACAGCAACCAUCGCAGCCCUAACUGCAGCCCCAGCCGCAGCCCGGCGCGCACUUCCUCCUCUCCCGUGCACCUCCCCGACAUCGUGCCCCGUUUCGGCGCGUUCUGCGGCGCAGCGACCGGCCAAUCGGGCGAGUUGCGCCUGGGCGGGGGGGAUCAGUUCUCCCGCCCCUCCAGCACGGGCGGAUCCCCCCUCGCCUCCUCCUCGCCCCCCCCAAUGCGAUUCUUGGGGGAGUUUCCCCGCGAUCCCACCUUCAGCUAUGGCGGGCUCAACGCCCCCCCUCCAGUGGCGGCGUCCGCGGCGGCGGCGGCUUUCUAUCGCGACCCGACGUUGGGCGGCGGCGGUAACUGUAACUCCGGGCCAUUGCCGCGAAUCCCGCGGGACGCUAACUCGAACCGCAGCGGCUCGAUUUACAACGGGUCGCCUUUAGGAUCCGCGACGAACUCGCCCCGCGAUAUCGCACGAAGCUACAGCGCCAGCGGCGCCGGCGGGCGGACGACGACGACGGCUGCGAUGGCGACGGCGACGGCGACGCAGGCGAACUCGAGCACCAAGGGAAUGUCGCUGAGCGCUGCGAUAAGCCAGUCGCACAGGGAGCAGGUGCAGCGUUGGAGCCAGAACCACUCGCUGCCGCAACACUACUGCAGCGGCGGCAGCGGCGGGCACGGCGGUGGUGGUGCGAUGAAUGCAGGCAGCGGCGGCGGGAGCAGCAGCAGCGACCUUCUGUUCCCUUCUUAUCCCGCGGACGCCCAAUACAGUCACAUGCAUUUCAACGGCGGGGAUGGGGAGGAUGGCGGUGGGGGGGGCUUUGGCAGCGGCGCGCGUUCGGGUGCGUCGGAAAUCGCAAUGCGGUCGCUGCACGGCCGUCGCACGAGCAGCGGCAUGAUUCGCACGAUCGGCGCAAUCGGCGGCAGCGGCGGCGGUGGCGCCUGCGCUUACGGCGGGUUCUCCUCGCCAGGUUCCCCCGAUAGUCUGCUGUUCCCCCCGCACGGCGCGCCGUUGCCGCUCUCCGCGGGGACCUCCCCCGAUCACCCGCACUUCGUGGGCGCGGCGGGAGCGGGAAUCGGGCGGAGCCACUUGGCGGGUGGUGGGGUGGUGCGCAGCCAUUCACUGCUGCGGUCGUCGAAGUGCGGAGGACCCACGCGAUCAGAGAGCAAGGACGACCUCACGCUGCUCAUGGACGCGCGCGCGCGCUCCAAGCUCGGCGCGCAGUGCGAGUGGGCGCAGGGCAGCUCGCGCAGCCCGGACAGCCUCGCCUUCUCCGCGUAUGAUAGCCCCCGUGUGGGGGGCGGCGGCAUGGGCGCUGGCAGGAAGCUGAGCACGGAUAGCACUGCCUUCAUGGACUUCCGGCCCUACAACGCUGCUGCUGCUGCUGGGGGAGGUAACACUGCUGCUGCUGGGGGGGUUGCCGGUGUGCAGCGGCGCGGAGGUGCCAAGGGCGCGUUCAGUGGGGCGCUGAGCAUGGACUUGGAGUCGGACCUGGCGGUCAUGUCACUGACCGAGCCCGAGUGUGUGCCUGUGGAUGCCGUUCUGCAGUCCAGCGGUGCGCUCAACACGGCUGUAGCAGCGCCUGUGCCAGCAACAGCAGAGGGAGAGGAGGAGGGGGACGAGGGGGAGGAUGAGCUGUCACUUGUGCCGUGCCUCAACUGGGAAGCGGUGGAGGCCCUGUGUCUGGACAUGGAGUUGGACCGCCGGCGGAUAGAGGCCAUCCACAUACAGCACACCGCCACUGCAGCCCCGCGCCAGCCAUCCCCUGCCUCGCAACUGGCGUCUUCCUGCUCUGGCGUGGACCCUCCGGUGCUCUACGCCUUGCAGUUCGCUGGGGAAGACGAGUGGUUCUGGCCGGGCUGCAGGGGAGGGCUUGGGGUGACUGCUGCAGCCACCAUGGUGGCUUGAACUUGGUGUUGGCUGGUUUGGUUGAACUGAUGCAUGCUCGUUUGAUGAGCUAGUGUGAAAGUGUUGUGCAUGUGGAUUUGUGUUUCUUGUUUCCUGAUACCCCACAAUUCUGAAGGCCUGCACGAUUGUUGAGCUCUAAAUAUCAGAAUGAGAGAAGUGAA